UCAUUCGUACCCCGGGAAAGUUUCUGUUGUCUCGCGGAGUUCGUGACUGUGUGUGUAUGUAUGUAUGUCCCAAACAAUGGCAACAAUAACAGAGAAGACUCUACUGGAGAAAGGCUCUCCAAAAACCAAGAGACUCGAAGAGAUCAAGACGCUGAAUCUCUCCAAGCUCGGACUAAAAUCUCCAGACUUGCCGGUUCAGCUGCUGUCCCGUCUUCAGUCCCUGGAGCGCUGGGAUCUGUCUGGGAACAGACUGCAUAAGUUUCCCAAAAACUUGGAGCUACCCAAGCUGCGCUUUCUGGACCUCAGCGACAACCAGAUGGAGGACGUCACCUCCAUGGCGUCUCUGUGCUGCCUGGAAGAGGUCAAGAUGGAGGACAACCUUUAUAUCACUGUGAGUGACAAUUACAAGCUAAUGACAUUGCUGCCCAAAUUGCGGAGCUACAACGGCAAAGACAUCACCAGCACCGCCAACCACGUCCGCUUUGUGUUCACGGAGAACCUGAGGACCAGGAUCAUUGCCUUGUGGGGCAGGAGCUACAGCCUCCCAGAUCCCGCCACGGUGGAGAAAAUGGCCGACCUGGAGGAGGACUUUGUCAACACAGCACGGAAGGAGGUGAAAUAUGGACCCAGUUCGGUCAGCAGUUUCACAAAGUGGAAGGUUGAAAUCAUGGCCAGGGAGUAUCUGCGCUCCCUCACGGAACCAAAGGAGGAAAUGUCCAACAAAACCAAUGAGGUCCUAACCCCCACGAAAAGGAAGCAAACCCUACCAAUGACAAACGAUGACUUGCGACUGACCCCUCGUAAAAAGUCGCGCUGCGAUCCAUCCGCGCCCUCCUCGGCGGAGGACAGCCCUGGCAAACUGAGGCUCAGCCCGAGGAAAAGUCAGGCCGCCGCCGCCAGCGUUCCCGUCAGGCCCGCCACGAGGGCUCAGAAUUCUUUGACACCGACACGUGCCUCCGUAAAGAAAGAGGCUGCUGACAAGCGAAUGACACCGUCGAGAACAGCGGCGGUGGGUGCAGCGAAGGGUGGACUGAAGGAGGAGACGAGUGAUGAUGUGAUGAAGAGCAUCGACAAGACGCAGCCGGUGCGCCUGCAGCCUCUUCACGUCCUGCAGUGUCACAGCAAGCAGGACAACUCGGACGACUUCUCCACUCAGCUUUGGGCCUGUGCCUUUCAGCCGCAGCUUGGCGUCUCUGGCGGUCAUUUGGUUGCGACAUGCGGCGGAGACUCUCUGUGCGUGAUCGACUGCGAGACUGGCAUGGUGAUGAAGAAGUAUAAAGUGACUGGGGAGGAGUUCUUCUCGCUGGCCUGGUCCACGGUACUGAUGUCCCGAGGGGGCGGAGCCUCAGCACAGCCCUGCAGCAUCCUGGCGGCGGGCGGAAAGCGAGGCCUGGUCAAGCUGAUCCAUCCCCGCUGCAACGUUGCCUACGGCGAGUUCCGGGCGAGCCGCAGGGCGCUGUCUGUCCUGCGCUUCAACCACCGCCAGGGCAAUUUCCUUUUCACGGGCUGUUACGACAACAAGAUAGUGCUGUGGGACAUCGGCGGGAUAGACAGCAAAUACAACUUUAAAGUUGUGCAGUUGCUGGUAUUGGAGAGCAGCUGCACGCCGCUGCACAUCUGCCUGCCACCCAGCAAGCCCGACGUGCACCUUCUGGCGGGGUGCGAGGACGGCCUGCACUGCUACAACACGAAGCUUGCGCCUAACAGCGCCACCAAGAGGUCUAAAGAAGCGGAGAUAACCUUCCCUGUAUACGAGAAGGAAGAAAAAGACCUCGAUUACCAUACGGUGGACGGCCUCUGUUUCCUCACUGAUGCUAUUGUCGCCUCCAAGAACUUCAUGCACGACUGCAUCUAUUUGUGGAGCUGGAGCCGGACGCGAUCUCAGCGGCCCAACAAGAGCGGCUGCGUGCGCGCCGUCGUGCUGGCCGAGCUGCGCUGGGCCCGCACGGAGAUUCCUUACCUGGCGCUCAACACAUGUCCCGGUCAAUCGUACAUCGUGUGCGGUGACGACAGAGGCAGGUUGUGGACGUACCACGUCACAAACCUCCAGGAGGACAACUUCCAGAUGGGGAAGCCCAUCGAACCCACGGAGGUGCUCCAGUGGCCCGCCGUCGUCCGCAAGGGUCUCGCCCAGGUGGAGGGCCCGUCCAUCAACAGUGUGGCCAUGGACCCCGGCCUCCAGUACCUGGUGGCCCUCAGUGACAAGAACAUGGUGAUGGUGUGGAAGAGGGCGCCGUGAGCAACUUAAUACCACCUAUUAAUACUUCUUGAAAUGUCCAGUAAGAGUACCCAAUGUUCUUUGGGAUCACUGGUGACAUCAUGUGGUGUAACAUUAGUAGCCACUACUACAGUAUGCAAACAUGCAUACCACCACAGCAAGUUGUUACACAUUUGAGUCUUUUUUUUUUUUUAACUUGUUCUUCUCGUAAUCUGACUACGAGAUCCUUUUUGAAAUAUUUAAAUCUUGUGCAUCGUGCAAUGUUAUUCAGGAAAUGAUCACUGUGUGAUGCAUUGUCUUGAUCAUUUAGUCACUGUGCAUUGUGAACAUUUUAACAUACUGUGUCAUUUUCUGAAAACGGUCUGGCAUUUUCAUUAAUGCAAAUAAACUGCAAAUUGGUUUAUUUUGUAUUUGUCUCAUUUGGGAUUCUCUAGUUUGGUUUAGUCACAGUAGUAGAGCUUAAAGCUGGAUGCUGCAACCACAAUAAGAAGCAUUUUUCUUGAAUGAA
Hippocampus comes (tiger tail seahorse) is the source of this 2726-nucleotide messenger RNA. RefSeq names its product leucine-rich repeats and WD repeat domain containing 1 (gene lrwd1). The record is from RefSeq and is a predicted model, not a curated record. Gene Ontology annotation, cellular component: nuclear origin of replication recognition complex. Gene Ontology annotation, molecular function: protein binding; chromatin binding. Gene Ontology annotation, biological process: establishment of protein localization to chromatin; chromatin organization. Bases 65 to 2239 code for a protein of 724 amino acids. The transcript has 16 exons. NCBI's taxonomy places the organism in Eukaryota, Metazoa, Chordata, Actinopteri, Syngnathiformes, Syngnathidae.